AUGCAAUCAAUACAAAAGCAGUACCUGCGCACCAUCCUUCGUCGCUCCUAUCCCAAGUCUUGGCUCACUCCCCGUAUCAUUCGCGACCGUUACUACUCUACGACGUCAUCGAGUUCUCGUCUCCAACACAGCUCCAAGCCUCUUCAGCCUCGGCCGCAACACCUAAUCUUCUCUUCACCCCUCACCACCCAAACCGCAAGAAUGUCUUCCGCCACCUCUUUCUUUGAAUUUGAGCCCGUUGACAAGAAGGGCGCUCCCUUCCCCCUCAGCUCCCUCGACGGCAAGGUCGUCCUCGUCGUGAACACCGCCUCCAAGUGCGGUUUCACCCCUCAGUUCGAGGGCCUCGAGAAGCUCUACCAAACCCUCAAGGCCAAAUACCCCGAAGACUUCACGAUCCUCGGCUUCCCCUGCAACCAGUUCGGCGGUCAAGACCCCGGCUCCAACGACGAUAUCCAGUCCUUCUGCCAGCUCAACUACGGUGUCACUUUCCCCGUGCUCGGCAAAAUCGACGUCAACGGCAACGAGGCCGCGCCCAUCUUCUCCUGGCUCAAGGAGCAGCAGCCCGGUGUUAUGGGUCUGAAGCGCAUUAAGUGGAACUUCGAGAAGUUCCUUGUUGGCGCUGAUGGCAAGGUUGUCUCCCGCUACUCGUCUUUGACUAAGCCCGAGGGUCUCCAGGAGACUAUUGAGAAGGAGAUUGAGAAGGCCAAGAAGGCCGGUACUCUUGCUUCUUCUAAGCAGUAA
Molecule: messenger RNA, 741 nt
Organism: Penicillium verhagenii
Lineage: Eukaryota; Fungi; Ascomycota; Eurotiomycetes; Eurotiales; Aspergillaceae
Product: glutathione peroxidase
Exons: 2
Coding region: 1-741 (246 amino acids)
Biological process (GO): response to oxidative stress
Molecular function (GO): glutathione peroxidase activity
Source: RefSeq, a predicted model, not a curated record